This is a messenger RNA of Alosa alosa (allis shad), 2415 nucleotides long. It is a transcript of the gene hars, whose product is annotated as histidyl-tRNA synthetase. Gene Ontology annotation, molecular function: histidine-tRNA ligase activity; ATP binding; identical protein binding. The record is from RefSeq and is a predicted model, not a curated record. The coding region runs from base 443 to 2050 and encodes 535 amino acids. NCBI's taxonomy places the organism in Eukaryota, Metazoa, Chordata, Actinopteri, Clupeiformes, Clupeidae. Gene Ontology annotation, cellular component: cytoplasm; mitochondrion. The transcript has 14 exons. Gene Ontology annotation, biological process: mitochondrial translation; histidyl-tRNA aminoacylation.
GAUACACCGGUCCGUGAGAGAAGCACCAUGGCCGAUAAGGCACAGAUACAAGAAGCAAUCAAAGCGCAAGGAGAGGUCGUCAGAAAGCUAAAGGCGGACAAAGCCAGCAAGGAACAGCGAUAGGGUUGCUGAUCACUUUUCUCCUGUUCUUACUGCCCGUUGCUACGGAUACACCAUCAUCAUCUCAACUUCCCUGGCUCUUGGUGUGAUGGCAAAUCUGUUGCAUCCCUGAACUGCUGCACCACCUCACCUUUUGGAAUGACCUGCCACCUGUCUUGAAUGUGUAUGUGGGACCUCCAUGGUGCUCCGUGAUAUGUGAACUCAACGUGGGACUAUUUUGUCUGCCAUCACACUGAUGGUGUGCCAAUGAACUGAACUUGCCCAUUUUUCUUGUCUCUGACUUUUGCACUCCUGGUUUUGUGUUUAUGUUUUUUUUAUCAUUAUGAUGGCUGCAUUUGGAUUGACUUACGCACGUUUGUGUGCUGGUCUGAAACCUGCACGUGUGCGUGAUGGACUUAUUGGUCGGCACACUGGACUGUUGAUGCACUUGACACGGUCUCUCUCUGCGAUGACCAUUUCACAGAUUGAUGAGGAAGUGUCCAAACUCCUCCAGCUGAAAGCACAGAUAGGAGGAGAUGAGGGAAAACAUGUGUUUGUUCUCAAGACCCCUAAGGGUACCAGGGACUACAACCCAAAGCAGAUGGCCAUCAGGGAGAAGGUGUUCAACACAAUUAUCAGCUGCUUCAAGCGCCAUGGAGCCGAGACCAUCGAUACACCGGUCUUUGAACUCAAGGAAACGUUAACAGGGAAAUAUGGUGAAGACUCCAAACUCAUCUACGACCUGAAAGAUCAAGGAGGGGAACUCUUAUCUCUCCGAUAUGACCUCACUGUGCCCUUUGCCCGUUACCUAGCCAUGAACAAGAUCACCAACAUCAAACGUUAUCAUAUUGCCAAGGUUUAUCGCCGUGACAACCCAGCCAUGACCCGUGGACGUUAUCGCGAGUUCUACCAAUGCGAUUUUGACAUUGCUGGCCAGUAUGACCCCAUGAUUCCUGAUGCAGAGUGUCUGAGGAUCGUCCACGAGAUCCUGAGCGAGCUGGAGCUGGGAGACUUCCGCAUCAAGGUGAAUGACAGGAGGAUCCUAGAUGGCAUGUUUGCUGCGUGUGGUGUCCCUGAUGACAAAUUCCGAACCAUCUGCUCCUCUGUGGACAAACUAGACAAGAUGCCGUGGGAGGAGGUGAAGAAUGAGAUAGUGAAGGAGAAAGGCCUCCCAGAGGAAGUGGCAGAUCAGAUUGGGGAGUAUGUCCGCAUGCAAGCUGGUGGAAUGGAACUGGCGGAGCAGCUGUUGCAGGACCCUAAGCUGUCAAAGAGUAAAGCAGCCGUCGCCGGCCUCACGGACAUCAAGCUGCUCUUCAGCUACCUGCAGCUCUUCAAGGUCACGGACAAGGUGGUGUUUGACCUGUCUCUAGCACGUGGGCUGGACUACUACACAGGUGUGAUCUACGAGGCCAUCCUGACCCAAGCAGGUGUGGCCCCGAUCCCCGCCCCUCAGGAGGCAAAUGGCAGCACGGGGGACGACGGGCCCGUCAGCGUGGGCAGUGUCGCCGGGGGCGGUCGCUACGACGGCCUAGUGGGGAUGUUCGACCCCAAGGGCCGGAAGGUUCCAUGUGUGGGCGUCAGCAUUGGCAUUGAGAGGAUCUUCUCCAUCAUGGAACAGAAGGCAGAGGUUUCAGCAGAGAAGGUGCGCACGACAGAAACACAGGUGCUGGUAGUCUCGGCUCAGAAGAACCUUCUAGAAGAGAGGCUCAAACUCACCUCAGAGUUGUGGGAGGCAGGAAUCAAGGCGGAGGUGCUAUACAAGCGGAACCCUAAACUCCUGAGCCAGCUGCAGCACUGUGAGGAGACGGGCAUCCCGCUGGUGGCCAUCUUGGGAGAGCAGGAGCUCCGGGACGGCGUGGUCAAGCUGCGCAACGUCGCCAGUCGAGAGGAGAUGGAUGUCUCUAGAGCAGACCUGGUGGAGGAAAUCAGGAAGAGGACCCCUCAGUCUUAAGCAACCAAAUUCAGCCAAACACAUCUGAGUGAAUCAGUCCCACCAUAACCUACCAUCUCUUGCUCACACACACACACACACCUGACUCUUACUUCACUCGAACUUUAUGUAUGUAUGACACUACCACACACAUUUCUCAAUCUGCUCAGUUGUCUCUGCGUGUACACGUUCCGAUGGAAAUGAGUGGGUCUCUGAGAUGCAGCAGCAGCAGCCGGCCGAGCACGGAGUAGACCACCACCUGUCCUUGGUUGUGUGGAGUCAACCAGCUGAGGAUCUGCAUUAUGAUAGCAUUUAUGUUCUAUUCUCUCAUGGUCCAACGAUGAGUAGUUAACCUGUAACAAUAAAGACGGCCAUCAGAAACAUCA